This is a messenger RNA of Gadus morhua (Atlantic cod), 7666 nucleotides long. RefSeq names its product dystrophin. Gene Ontology annotation, cellular component: sarcolemma. Gene Ontology annotation, molecular function: zinc ion binding; protein binding. The record is from RefSeq and is a predicted model, not a curated record. Gene Ontology annotation, biological process: regulation of muscle system process; muscle cell development; neuron development. NCBI's taxonomy places the organism in Eukaryota, Metazoa, Chordata, Actinopteri, Gadiformes, Gadidae.
GAGUACAUGACUGAGCUACAGGUGUUGCUGCGCUCGGUGUCUGAGGCGGAUUUCAAGCUCAACUCCCCUGAAUACUGGCCCGCCGUGUUCUACAACCUGCCCCAGCAACACACCUGCAUCAAGGAGGCGAAGGUCAGCAUCGACCAGCUAGUAGCCCCGGUGGACGAGGCCCUGGGCAGGAGGGACGAGAUGGUGUCGGGGGCCCGCCCUCUGGAGGCCCAGAAGAUCCACGACACGGCCCUGCUCCUCAAGACCAACUGGGACAAACUCAACAAGCUGCACCAGGAUAGGCUGAGGCGAUGGGAGGAGUCCAACACAAAGUGGCUGAAGUUCUCGGCGGAGCAGAAGGCGUUGGAGGCGUGGCUAGAGGAGGCGGAGAACACGCUGAACCUGGCCGAGGGCAGCCCCGACACACACCGCCAGCACCUGCGGGACCUGACGGAGGCGGUGCCGGCGAAGGAGGUGGCCCUGGGCCGGGUGACGUCGGCGGGGAAGGAGGUGGCUCAGCUCAGCACGCCGGACGACGCCGGCCGCCUGCUGCUGGCCCUCAAGAGCCUCCACACCCGCUGGGCCAGCGCCCUGGGACGACUGGAGCAGCACCGCAGACGGUCCUCAGAGGCCCGUAGUGCGGCGGCCACCCUGGAGGAGGACCUGGGCUCCAUGCAGGCCUGGCUGGACCAGGCCGACGGGGUGCUGGCCAUCCCCAUACACCCUGCCGAGCCCCAGCACAUCAGGGACACCCUGGUCAAGGUCCAGGCGCGCGUGGACGAGAUCCCCGGUAGGGCGUUGGCGGUGGAGGACCUGAACCAGAGGCUGAAGCAGAACCAGGUCCCCGCGGAGAAACACGCCGACAUCAGGGUCAUCAACUCCCGCUUCGCCCAGGUGUCCAGGGAUCUGCCUGAGUGGCAGCUGGAGAUGGAGGGCCUGCUGAGGGACCUGGAGCGGCUCCAGGGCCAGCUGGCGGACCUCUCUGCCUGGGCAGCACGCGCCCGCACCCGCCUGGAGAGCAGCCCGGAGGAGCUGGAGCCCAAGCUGGUGGAGGAGGUGCAGGCCAAGGAGCCAGAGGUGGAGUCAUUGUUGGACCGGGCCAAUCAGCUCUACAAGGACAACCCUCCCAGCCAAUCAGACAAGGAGAAGCAUGCCCAGCUGACUGAGGACUGGUCAGUGAUACUGGAGCUGAUGAGACAGCACAGAGAACGGAUGGCUCUACUGGCGGCCAGGAAAUCCCAACAAACCCUACUAGGAAGUGGCCAAGCGGAGUCGGCUGCGUUGGCCCAGUUCCACAAGUCCUGGGCCGAGCUCACUGAUUGGCUGAGCAUGCUGGACAACAUGGUGCAAAACAAGCGGGUGGUGGUGGCUGACCUGGAUGACAUCAACAGCAACAUCCAAGGGCUCAAGGCUUCCCUUCAGGAGAUGGAGCAGCGCCGCCCCCUGCUGGAGAAGCAGGUCACUGCAGCCCAGAACCUGAAGAACAAGACCAGCAACCAGGAGACCCGCAACGCCAUCACUGAUCGCAUCGAGCGUCUUCAGGCCCACUGGGAGGACUCCCAGACCAAGCUCUCUGAUAGGACGGCGCAGCUUCACAACAUGCUGAAGGACUCCACCGAUUGGCUGGAGUCCAGGAGGAAGGUGGAGCCUCUGAUCAAGGAGGCCAAUGAGAGGAUGGAUGCCAUGACGGAGAUCACGUACACGGUGGAGGCACUGAAGAAGCAGAACAACGAACUCAAGGGUCUGGCUAAGGACCUGUCGGCGUGGUGGGGGCAGGUGGAGCAGUGUAACUCGCAGGCAGACGGUCUGCUGAGGCAGUACUCCGCCGACGACACUCACCUGGUCCGACACCUGCACGACACCAUCAACGGCAGCUGGACCCACGUCAGCAAGAGGGUGUCUGAGCGCGAGGGGGCUCUGGAGGGAGCCCUGCGGCUGCUGCAGCAGUUCCACCUGGACCUGGAGAAGUUCCUCAACUGGCUGACGGAGGCCGAGACCACGUGCAACGUGUUGGUGGACGCCACCAGCCAGGAGCGGCUGCAGGAGCAGCCCCACGCCGCCAAGAACCUGCUGGCCCAGUGGAAGGACCUCCAGGAGGAGGUGGAGGGCCAGGCGGAGCUGUACCACUCCCUGGACGAGAACGGCCAGCGGGUGGUCUCGGCGCUGGGGGGCUCGGAGGAGGCGGGGCCGCUGCAGCGGCGGCUGGACAACAUGGGCCAGCGCUGGAACGACCUGCGCAGCAAGACCAUCAGCAUGAGGGCCCACCUGGACUCUGAGAUGGCCCCCUGGAAGCGUCUCCACAUGACCCUCCAGGAGCUCCUCAACUGGCUGAGGGUCAAAGGUCAACAGCUGGAAAAGGAGCCGCCUGUAGGGGGAGACGUCCCCGCUGUGCAGACCCAGCUCGACACACACAGGCUCUUCAGAAAGGAGCUGAGGGCCAAGGAACCGGUGAUCAGCAGAUCCCUAGGGGACGUGAGGGUCUUCCUCUCUGAACUGCCUAGAGACACACCCUCCCCUGACCAUAGAGACAUCAGCCCCGAGGAGCGGGCGCAGAACGUGGGCCGUGUGCUCCGCAAGGAGGCGGAGGACCUGGGGGCGGGCUGGGAGCGGCUGGGCGGCGACGCGGCGGCCUGGCAGCGCCGCCUGGAGCUGGCCCUCCAGCGGCUCCAGGAGCUCCAGGAGGCCAGGGACCUGCUGGAGGGACAGCUCAGGCAGGCCGAGAUGGUGAAGGAGGCCUGGGAGCCCGUGGGGGACCUGGUGACGGACUCGCUGCCCGAGCACAUCGAGAGGGUGAAGGAGUUCCAGGAGGAGAUCGCCCCGAUCCAGGACGACGUCACGCACAUGAACGACCUGGCGUCCACCUUCGCCCCGGCCGACAUCCAGCUGUCGCCUAGCAACCUGGAGCGCAUCGAGGACCUCAACACACGCUGGAGGCUGCUGCAGGUUACCAUGGAUACCGGAGAUCGGAGGACCGGGGAGAGUGAGGUGGAUUCAAAGCUCUCAAUUAAAGAUCACCUCAAGCAGCUGACGGAUACUCACAGAGACUACAUGCUGCUUCAUGGGUCGGUUGACAGCCCCUUUGAGCAAGGCACUUCCCCCAACAAUGUGCCUUACUACAUCAAUGAGAAAGCUGAACCUUUUGCGAUGACCCAGGCCCCCCACCAGACCCAGACAACAUGCUGGGACCAUCCCAAGAUGGCCGAGCUGUACCAGUCCCUGGCCGACCUGAACAACGUGCGCUUCUCAGCCUACCGUACGGCCAUGAAGCUCCGCCGCCUGCAGAAGGCUUUGUGCUUGGACCUGCUGGGGAUGCCGGCGGCGUGUGAGGUGAUUGAGCAGCACGGCCUGAAGCAGAACGAGCAGCUGCUGGACACGCCCACGCUGGUGGCCUGCCUGACCAGCCUGUACCAGCAGCUGGAGGCCACGCACGCCCACCUAGUCAGCGUGCCGCUCUGCGUCGACAUGUGCCUCAACUGGCUGCUCAACGUUUACGACACGGGCCGCACAGGGAAGAUCAGGACGCUGUCGUUCAAGACGGGGAUCAUCUCUCUCUGCAAGGCCCACCUCGAGGACAAGUACAGAUUCCUGUUCCGGCAGGUGGCCAGCGCCACGGGUUUCUGUGACCAGCGGCGCCUGGGCUUGCUGCUCCACGACUCCAUCCAGAUCCCCCGCCAGCUGGGGGAGGUGGCGUCCUUCGGAGGCUCCAACAUCGAGCCCUCCGUCCGCAGCUGCUUCCAGUUUGCCAACAACAAGCCGGAGCUGGAGGCGGCCAUGUUCCUGGACUGGAUGCGUCUGGAGCCCCAGUCCAUGGUGUGGCUGCCCGUCCUGCACCGCGUGGCCGCCGCCGAGACGGCCAAGCACCAGGCCAAGUGCAACAUCUGCAAGGAGUGCCCCAUCAUCGGCUUCAGGUACCGCAGUCUGAAACAUUUCAACUAUGACAUCUGCCAGAGCUGCUUCUUCUCGGGCCGAGUUGCCAAGGGCCACAAGAUGCAGUACCCCAUGGUGGAAUACUGCACUCCGACAACGUCCGGGGAGGACGUGAGGGACUUUGCGAAGGUCCUGAAGAACAAGUUCAGGACCAAGCGAUACUUCGCCAAGCACCCGCGCAUGGGCUACCUGCCUGUCCAGACCAUCCUGGAAGGAGACAACAUGGAGACUCCUGUCACUCUGAUCAACUUCUGGCCCGUAGAACAUCUGCCUGGCUCCUCCCCCCAGCUCUCCCAUGAUGACACGCACACUCGCAUUGAGCACUACGCCAGCCGGUUAGCCGAGAUGGAGAACCGUAACGGCACGUAUCUCAACGACAGCAUCUCUCCCAAUGAGAGCAUAGACGACGAGCACAUGCUGAUCCAGCACUACUGCCAGUCUCUGAGCCAGGGCUCCCCGCUGAGCCAGCCGCGCAGCCCCGCCCAGAUCCUCAUCUCCAUGGAGACGGAAGAGAAGGGGGAGCUGGAGAGGGUCCUCGGCGACCUGGAGCAGGAGAACAGGAAGCUGCAGGGGGAGUACGACCGGCUGAAGCGGGCGCACGACCGCAAGGGCCUGUCCCCGCUGCCCUCGCCCCCCCACAUGCUGCCGGCGUCGCCCCCCAGCCCGCGGGACGCCGAGCUGCUGGCCGAGGCCAAGCUGCUGCGGCAGCACAAGGGCCGCCUGGAGGCCCGCAUGCAGAUCCUGGAGGACCACAACAAACAGCUGGAGUCACAGCUGCACCGCCUCCGCCAGCUGUUGGAGCAGACGGACUCCAAGGUGAACGGCACAGCCCUGUCCUCCCCCUCCACCUCCUCCCAGCGCUCAGACUCUUCCCUCCCCCUGCUCCGCAUGGCCGCCAGCCAGACCACCGACACAAUGGGAGAUGAUGAGCUGUCCAGCCCCUCCCAAGAUGCAUCUGGGCUGGAAGAGGUUAUGGAGCAGCUCAACAACUCCUUCCCCCACAGCCAGGCAGGGAGACGGGGACACCUGUAAGAGGUCCCAGUGUGGGCAGUUUGUUCCACAUGGCCGAUGACUUAGGUCGAGCCAUGGAGUCAUUGGUUACCGUGAUGACAGACGAGCAGAAUGGGGAUUAGCACUAGGCUCAACCAACCCAAGCCCCUCCCCCUCCAAAAGUCCCGCCCACAACCUUCUCCCCGCCUUCCAUUGGCCCUCCCCCUCCCUCACCAAUCAAACGCAUGCUUUUCUAGUCAAACAACUGGAUUGAACACACAGUUUACAAAGAGAAUAUAUAUAACGUCUAUUUUUGUGAAGGACUGCAGUUACACGCAAUGACAUAAAAAAAACAAUUAGAAAAUGACAAAAAUUAUACCUUGUAGAUUUCAGUAGUUUCUUAAAAAAAAAAGUCCUAAAAUGGUUUUAUUAUUAACAGAGGCUGGUUUUUAAACUUCUAUGCAAUUGUAUAAAAAAAACUGAGGGAAAAAUCAAAGAAAGACUAAAUACAAAUACAUGUAUUCGACGUGAUCGUAUAUUUGCCAUCUCUUUGUAACUGAAAAAAAGGACGCAUUUCAGACAUUUGUAAUGAAAAAGAAUGAUUGUAAUCAUAUGGGUGCUUUCUAAGAGGAACAUCUCUUUCUACAACAGAAUAUAUACUACUGUCGAGGCAAAACGGGCACUCUGGAAUUAAGUGUGUGUUAACGACAAGAUGUUUAAGGAUUUUGUCCUGUGUGCGUGUGUAUGUGUGUGUGUGUGUGUGUGUGCGUGCGUGUGUGUUUCUGUGUGUUUCUGUGUGUGUGGAGGGUUGCCGGCCUCCACAUUGCAUAAAACCAUCUUCGUUCCAUCAACCCAUCCCUCCAUCUUUUUAAUCUUCAUCCAUCUAUCCAUCCAAUAAUGCAUCGUCCCAAGGGAUUAUGUAGUCAUGGCUACCUUAUAUUUAAUUGCAAGACCAAGUGCUAUAUCCAUAGAAUUCUUAAAAAAAAGGCCCAUUUCAGAACUGCCGUAAGGCCAGGAGGUUGCUAAGCAAUACGAAACACAUUUAGGGAAAUAUUUUAUCCUUUUUUAUUUAAAUUGAGUAUAAUGACAUUUUGGUAUUUAAACUGAACGUUGAAGUAUGUCAUCUGACUUAACUGAACUUAACACACAAUCAGUUUUAGCGUUCCCAUUCUGACUUUUCGUAAAAUAAGCUAUUGUGAAUAAUCGAGUUGAUUAAUAUUCACCUGUAUUUUAAAUCAAAUCUCUAGCAUAAUUUAAUUACUAUCGUUUGAGGUAGCUUAAUGGCUCUGAUAAUGUGGCUAUCUACUUGCUUUAGCCUUCUGCUAAUAGGAAGGAAUAUUCAUGAAAUGAACUUGGUAUAAACAUGAAACAGCGGCAUCUUGAUGGAGCAUAGCUCCGAUGACAAUACAAUGUAGUCAGAAUCUCUGUGAUUUUAAGAUAUGGAUUUAUCUAGAAAAAUAACUGCUGCACUUGCGUUUUUAAUUCACGUCCAUUGCUUCUAUGGUUCUGCACUGGGCCUUUUUUGUGUAAGUGCACUCCAUCUAUCGAUGUUAUUAGCACUGGAAUUUACUGGAAUGCAAUGCAAGCUUUACAUCACUGCAAUGAAGAUCUCGCGUUUCUAAAAUAGGGGUUCAUGUAUUUCUUUUUUCUUUUUGUUUGGAAUUUGCCUCAUUGUUCAGGUUGGAGUGUUUUUGUUGAGGCAUUAGGAGCACACACUAUAUGUAAUAGAGCAUAGCAUAACUGGUUUUUGUUAGAAAAUACUGGAAGAGGAGAAUGUAGUAUAUUUGUUUUCUUUUUGUUUCAUUUUAAUGGACGCAUGACAGUAUUACUGGCUGGCUACUACCUAGGUCCUUUUUCCUCAAAAAACGAAAUUUCUUAAAUGUUUGAAACAAAACUAGCAUUGUUUCCCCCAAGAAGCGAUCGAAGUUCUAGGAGAGCCGAUAAAGCAAGCUCUACCUCGAAUGAGUUCUCGAAUUUUAUAAUCUCUAUGGUUGAAGGCAUUUACUCAUCGUACCUCCAUAGUUGUAACUGUUUCUUUCAAAUUCUUUCAAUUAACAAACAACAUUAAUUAGCGUUGGCUUUGUCCGAUUGACAUUAAGAUGCCUGUAUGUGUCCAUGCAUUGAAUCUGAAUGUCAAGAUGGACGCCCUUCUCUUCCCUGUGGGCUGUUUUUUUCAUCAAACAGUCUUCACAACUAGAAAGCAUUUAAUUGAUUUUCUCUUUCUGUCGAAUGAGUGACCGUUGGCCAACCGCCAUUCGCGGAACAUGCUAGCAUCGGCUACUGUCACACACGGUACAUAGUCGUGUUAUCUGUGGUUUAAACAAGAAAACUUGGACGCGCUCACUCGUACGUGUUUUUUUCUUUGGUUGAAUACGAUAAUCUGAAAUAUUGAGUUUUGUGCUGUGUGAGGUGUUUAUUUCAGCAUGUGUGACCUAAUGCAGUCUUUGUUUUCUUCAACGAGGGACAGUUCUGGAAAAAAUCGUGCAGAUGCAAUCAGCACCGUCGAUACGUCACACUCUGAGCAUGAUCAGGUGCUUUGAAUCACACACUGGGUCUCCGAUUGAGUUAUAAUGUUUAAUUUUAACCUUAUUUAAUUUCUUUCUCCCCAACCCCGCCAUGUUUUUUUUGUUGUCAUUUUCUUCCGCCCUUCAAUACUCAUCGAUACUCCACAACAUAUCAGAUUCCACCAAAUAUAUGCCUUACUACUGUAUUAUAAAAUGCUUUACUGUAUAUCAAUAAAGCACGCAGUUAUGUUGAAGUG